AUGACGAGCAGUACCAGUGAUUGGCACAAAAUAGCGGUGGUGCGGGACCCUCUCGAGAAAUUUGUCUCCGGAUUUGCGGAUAAAUGCCUCAGGGAGAAGACCUGGAAGAAGUUCCCGAAUCGCUGUAACAGGUGUAAGUCGAACCUAAAGUGCUUCAUGGAACGACAGUACGCACGGCUGUUGAGACGUGCUAAAGGAGUCCACUCCCCUACAAACUUCGACGACGAUCACUUUUCCCCACAAAACUGGUAG
This is a messenger RNA of Cooperia oncophora, 252 nucleotides long. Lineage: Eukaryota; Metazoa; Nematoda; Chromadorea; Rhabditida; Trichostrongylidae. The record is from the annotation of a GenBank genome assembly.